CAUUUUCUUUAACGCACGUCAGAGUCUCUGCACUCAAUUGGCCUCCAUGGGUGCGGCUCAGACUCUCGAAAAACGAAGAUGGCAGCCUGGACAUGAACAUGACAGGACCGAUGUCGAACCUCCUGGAGACACUCUCUGAUGGCAUGGGCUUCACGUACUCCGUCUCCUCGCCGGAAGACAGCCAAUGGGGCAUAGCAUUGCCAGGGGGAAAUUGGACAGGAAUGGUCGGCAUGCUUCAUCAAAACCGAGCGGACAUGGCCUUGGGCCCCAUUGCGAUGACAUACGACCGAGCCCAGGUAUCAGCGUUUUCAUCUCAAGUUACCACAGAUUACCUAACCAUUCUCGCUGGUUUCCCAAACGUUGUGGAGGCCAGUGUUUUCGGGACACUCAUGGCUUUUGAGUGGAAGGUGUGGCUGGGGCUUCUUUGUUCGUUAUUGCUUUGUGUCUUCACAAACUUCGUGGUUGACAUUUUGAUGGACGAUUCUAAGACAACAGCUAAACAAAGGCUUAUCGAGCACUGGUGGAUAUAUUUUUCGGCAUUGUUCUGCGAGUUUUGCACGCAGAACUCGAUGACGCAAACGCAGUUGAUAAACAUGGCGUUCUGA
Messenger RNA from Ixodes scapularis (black-legged tick), 605 nucleotides. Its product is annotated as glutamate receptor U1-like. Gene Ontology annotation, cellular component: membrane. The record is from RefSeq and is a predicted model, not a curated record. The coding region runs from base 93 to 605 and encodes 170 amino acids. The transcript has 6 exons. Gene Ontology annotation, molecular function: glutamate-gated receptor activity. Lineage: Eukaryota; Metazoa; Arthropoda; Arachnida; Ixodida; Ixodidae.